Molecule: messenger RNA, 1451 nt
Organism: Thamnophis sirtalis
Lineage: Eukaryota; Metazoa; Chordata; Lepidosauria; Squamata; Natricidae
Product: integral membrane protein 2C
Biological process (GO): negative regulation of amyloid precursor protein biosynthetic process
Cellular component (GO): extracellular exosome; plasma membrane; Golgi apparatus
Molecular function (GO): amyloid-beta binding
Source: RefSeq, a predicted model, not a curated record
CAAAAGCCCUGAUCUUCGCGGGAGACGCUUGCGCGGGUUGCACGAAAAACGGCUGGCAAGCUCGCCUGGCCAGUUGAAGUCCAGCCAUGGUGAAAAUCGGCUUCCAGCCGGUUACAGCUGAGCUCAAGCCGGAGAAAGAGGCGGCAGUUGCAACGCGCCACGGGCCCCCAGCAAAAGGCCUCGUCCUUUCUCAGGAUGCGGAGAAGCAGCCCUUAUCUUUGCCACAGCAGAGUUGGAGAUCUCUAACUUGCCUCUUCUUUUUGGCCUUGGGAUUUUUGUUGUUACUUCUCGGCUUGAUCUUAACAUCGACGUAUAUCUACAAAUAUUUAUCUCUCACUCACUCAGUUGCUCACAUGGGCAUGGAUAUGCAAAGGACGGAGUAUUACAAUUAUGAGGAAGGAGGUUUGGAGUGUGACUACUUUGAAUUCGAUGAUUCGUCUGAAACCAGGACAGUGUAUGAGGAUGUGAAGAUUUUCCUUGGAGAGGAAUAUGAGGAAAUCAGUAUCCCAAGGCCCAAUGUUGGGCAUCCUGCAGACAUUAUCCAUGAUUUUCAGCAGGGAUUCACAGCUUAUUAUGAUUGGGUAGUAAAUAAAUGCUACAUUGGAGAGCUAAAUACUACUAUUGUCAUGCCACUUAAGCAUUUCUGGGAGCUGACGCUUAAUAUAAAGAAGGGGGUAUAUUUGUCACAAAGCAAUAUGAUCCAGGAAGAGCGGAUGGUGUCACAACAUGCCACUGACCCAGAUCUGUUUGGCUCCUAUAUUCAUAAACUCUGCCAAGGGAAAGAAACCUUCAUGUUGGGCCAUAGAAUAGCAAGAGGACAUAUCCAUCAGCGAGCUACUGAGAAGUGUCAUCACAUUCGCCAUUUUGCAAAUACUUUUGUGGUUGACACAGCAAUUUGCCAAUCAUUGUGAGAACUGCCACUCAGAUUUUUUGUAUCUUGGGCUUUGCUUCAUUUUGUAAAGAUUUCUAAGAAAAAAAGUAUGCCUACUAUAAUGUGUUACUAAAUUGUUACGUCGCUGGCGUUUGAUACUGGACCAAUGCUUUAUAUAUUAAUCUUCAUUAAUUUUUAAAAGACUGAUAAUAAAACAUAAUAUAGUAAUAUAGCCUUUUCAGAGUACAUGAUGCUCUUUUAAGUAUAGAGUUGGGAACAGGAAGAUAAUGGAAAAAACACAAGAAAAGCUGGAAUAGAAAAUUUCAACAUAAAUAUUGUUUUUGUGUCUUUUGGCCUUUUUCAUAGACAAUAUUGUAUGAGGUAUUUCUUUGUAAAGGCAUCUGCUGACUAUAAGAAAAAGCAAGAGCAUAAUAAAAUAUUUUUACAAACUUAAUAUUUAAACCUUGCUUUGCUACUAUUUUCUAUUAAAUUGAUCUCAAGGCAGAUCUUUUAAGAACCCACUUUUCUUAAAUCAAAUUUUCUUUGGUCAUUGAACUUAUUAAAUUGUGAAAAACCCAAA